Nanorana parkeri is the source of this 1599-nucleotide messenger RNA. Its product is annotated as E3 ubiquitin-protein ligase TRIM11-like. The record is from RefSeq and is a predicted model, not a curated record. Bases 1 to 1599 code for a protein of 532 amino acids. The transcript is spliced from 3 exons. Gene Ontology annotation, molecular function: zinc ion binding; protein binding. Lineage: Eukaryota; Metazoa; Chordata; Amphibia; Anura; Dicroglossidae.
AUGGCGUCUGCUGAUCUGAGACAGGAGCUGGACUGUUCCAUCUGUCUGAACACUUAUACGGAUCCUGUAAACCUGAGAUGUGGACACAAUUUCUGCCGGGUCUGUAUUGAUUGUGUGUUGGAUACACAGGACGGGUCUGGAGGUUAUUCCUGUCCUGAGUGCAGAGAAGAGUUUCAGGAUCGGCCUGUACUGCACAGGAACAUAACACUGAGUAACAUAGCAGAGAAUUUCCGGAAGUCACCAGAACACGUCUUAACUGAACCCACCACUUCCAUGGAGAACAGAAAAUGCUCCGUCCAUAGAGAACUACUUAAAUAUUACUGCAUUGCAGAUGCUGCCUGUAUCUGUGUGUCCUGCAGUUUGGCUGGAGAACACCAGGGACACAAGGUGGAGACUCUGGAUGAGGCCUCUGAGAAGAAGAAACAGAAACUGAGAACUGGUCUUCAGAAACUGAUCACGGAAAGAGAGGAGACUGAGAAAAGAGUCCAGAGUCUGCAGGAACGCAGGGGAAAAGUACAAGAAAAAUCAGCCGGUGUAACAGAGAGAGUCACUGCCCUGUUCAGAGACCUCAGGAGACAUCUGGAAGACCUGGAGAAGAGAGUCCUGAGGGAGAUCUCCAGGCAGGAAGAGCGGCUCUCACGUCCAUUGUCUGACCUGAUCCAGAAGCUGGAAAUAAAGAAGGCCGAGCUGUCCAGGAAGAUGGAUCACAUUGAGGAGAUGUGUAACAUGACUGACCCACUGACUGUCUUACAGGAAUCAGACACAGGGGACUUGUGUGAUACUGAGGAGGGAGAUGAUGAGGACAGAGAGAGACAUGAUAAACUCCUCCAUGAUGGGGGGGAUCUGGAUGUGGCUGGAAUCUCACACACAUUACACUCGGGGUUAUCUGAUAUGAUGAAAGGGGUAAAUGUCUGCUUCAAUAUACAGGAAGCGUCAGAUAUAGUACUGGAUGUAAACACAGCUCAUAAUAAUCUACAGAUAUCAGAGGACAUGAAAACUGUAUCCAGGUCAGAUAUAGAGCAGAAUCGUCCAGAAACACCAGAGAGAUUUCAGUACUGGUUCCAGGUAUUAAGCAGUCAGAGUUUCUCCUCAGGGCGACAUUACUGGGAAGUAAAUAUCAGUGAAUCAGAAAAUUGCAGAGUCGGGAUGUGUUAUCCCAGUAUAGAGAGGGGAGGAGACCAGUCAUGUAUUGGAAAGAAUAACAAGUCCUGGGGUUUGCGCAGGUAUGACAGGGGGUGUUAUCUAUUUCAUGACAAUAUACAGGUCCACAUACCUCACAAUAACCACAUUGACAGAGUCAGGAUCUAUCUGGAUUAUGAGGCCGGACAGCUGUCCUUUUAUGAUCUGUGUGACCCGAUCCAACACUUACACACCUUCACCACCACCUUCACUGAGCCUCUUCAUGCUGUGUUAUGUGUGGAGAAAGGUCAUAUAAAGUUAUCUGGGGGUGUCAGUAGAUGUGGUGGUGGUGGGUGCAGCCAUUUUUCCAGCGUCCCCUAUGAUGAAUCCUUCAGCCGCCUCCUUGUGUCUUCUCUUCAGUUCCCGCACUCCAGUAGUCUCCAGCCGGCCAAUUGUGAUCCUGCAGUCUUCCUCCUAUAG